GAGAGCAGGGGAGGAUGGAGGAGAUGUUCACCCCCGAGGGGCCAGGAGGCCCAGAGGAGACAUUGGAGAAGCAGAGGUUGAUGGAGAACAAGGCUGGAAUAUUCCAGAAUUUGAGGUGGUGGUCAGAGCGCCUGCCCCAGGUCCGUCUUCGUCUCGUGCAGCUGCUCAUUUCCAUGGGCCUCUUCCUGCUAUUAGUGACCAUCCUGUCCCAGGUCUCCAGGUUCCAGCAGGCCCUGCAGAGCUGGCCUGGGGCCCGUAAGAAAAGCCAGAGCCCAGCUACUCAGAAGCAGAUCCAGGAGGAACUGGAAGUGAUCAACUACAGGCUUGCUCGGAUGAAUGUCACUCUGGAGAGGCUCUGCCGGCAGUGCCCCUGGGACUGGGAGCUCUUCCAGGGAAGCUGCUACUGGUUCUCCAGGUCCCAGAGCGAUUGGAUGUCUACAGACUCCGCCUGUCAGCACAUGAACGCCCGGCUGGUGGUGGUCAACAGUGUCUCAGAGGAGAAAUUCCUCCAGUCGUGGGAGAUCCGGCAUGAAAAAAGAACUUGGAUCGGCCUCAGCGACCACCAUGAUGAGGCGUCCUGGCGAUGGGUGGACGGGACCCCCCUUCAACUCAGCUUCUGGAAACCAGGAGAACCCAACAACGAUAAUAAUGAGGACUGUGUGGAAUUGUACAAUGAUGGCUGGAACGACGAUAAGUGUCAUAAAGAGAAGGCAUGGAUCUGUGAGAAGCCCAUGGUGUCCUGCACCAAUGUGUGAUGACCAUUGUCCCCCUCGGUCAGGUGCUUCCACCCCGACUGCUGCUUCCUUCUCCUGGAUCUUGGAGAUCCCCAGGGAUCCCGAGACACCUUUGCCCA
Sorex araneus (European shrew) is the source of this 853-nucleotide messenger RNA. Its product is annotated as CD209 antigen-like protein C. The record is from RefSeq and is a predicted model, not a curated record. The transcript has 8 exons. Bases 15 to 755 code for a protein of 246 amino acids. Lineage: Eukaryota; Metazoa; Chordata; Mammalia; Eulipotyphla; Soricidae.